CGUUUAUCGUGACCUCAAGGUCAUGGGGACAAGGAGGGACAUUUGAGCUAUAUACUGUGCCGAAGAAUUAUGAAUCAGCUUGAGCAAGAUUUGAGGACUAAACCGAUUUGCCUGAUUGUCCUUGGUAUGGCUGGUUCAGGCAAAACGACAUUUGUGAAGAAGCUAACUGAGUAUUUAACAGUUUCAUCAAAUUCGUCGUAUACAAUUAAUUUAGACCCAGCAGUUUAUCAUAUUCCGUACAAUCCUAACAUUGAUAUUCGCGAUACUGUCAAGUUUAAAGAGGUUAUGAAACAAUAUGGUUAUGGACCGAAUGGAGCCAUUAUGACAUCGUUGAAUUUCUUCGCCUCGCAAUUUCAUAAAGUUGUGGAUAUAAUUAACAGCAACUCCGGAAAAGUUUCCUAUGUAAUAAUCGAUACACCUGGACAGAUUGAAGUGUUCACAUGGUCUGCUUCAGGAACUAUUAUUACAGAACUAUUAGGCAAUUCUUUUCCUACUCUGAUUAUAUACGUAAUGGAUACUCCACGAAGCCACAAUCCUAUCACAUUCAUGUCUAAUAUGCUCUAUGCUUGCAGUGUGUUGUAUAAAAUGCGACUUCCGUUUAUAUUAGUUCUCAAUAAAACUGACAUUAUAGACUGUGAUUUCGCCAUUCAAUGGAUGAGGGACUUUGAAACAUUUCAAGAUGCUCUAUCUGGUCAUCAAUCAACUGAUGGACCAUCUGAAAUGGAAGGUGAUAAUCCUUGUCCUGGGACAUCACCAUACAUGAAUAGUCUGGUUCAUUCUAUGUCAUUAGUGUUAGAUGAAUUCUAUAGUACUUUGCGUUGUUGUGGUAUCUCGUCGAUAACUGGUGAAGGCAUGAAAAAAUUUGUGGAAGAGAUUGAUGAAGCGAAAGAAGAAUACUUUAAGAUAAAUCUUCCGAGUUUGUAUGCUAAACAAGAAAAAAACAAGCAGGAUUCAAGUGAUAAAUCUAGUAAGUCUCAUUCAUCCAAACAUGGAUCAAUGCUUUUGGAUUUGGCUGGUAAUGAUGACGAAGCUGAAAAUGAUCCGCUACCUGAUGUUGAUGGUAUAGAAAUUCGUCCACACAGUGAUUCAGAUGAUAACGAUGAUGAUGAUGAACUUUUAGAAUCAAAAGAUCUCACAUCUAUUCAAAAUAAAUUUCAACAAUCAUGCUCUGUUGAUCCUGUUCCUUCUAUGAAUUGUGAAAAUUAAUUCCUUCUAUAAAUGGAAAUAAUUAUCUUGUACAAAAUAUAAAUAUUUCUUGUUGCUG
Molecule: messenger RNA, 1264 nt
Organism: Schistosoma margrebowiei
Lineage: Eukaryota; Metazoa; Platyhelminthes; Trematoda; Strigeidida; Schistosomatidae
Source: the annotation of a GenBank genome assembly